AGGGCCCCAUUCCUUUCUCUCCUCUUCACACUCACUUGCGGCGGCGGUGCGGAGAGGAAGACAAGCCUCCCCCUCGCGUCCGCCCCAUAAGCUCUGCCCCCUGGAGCCGCGCCGCCAGCGCCAGACAAAGCUGCCUCUUUCCCUCAGGCUCCUGUGUCCGGCCAUUCCCGAGCAGCCCUGCGCGGAACGUGCUUCUCAGGGGGCAGCCUCCGGCAAGUGCAGCAGUCCCAGGCGCUUUCUGCGGGCGAGGAGAGUCGCCCUGGCUUGGGCGGCUGAGGAAGAGUGGCGGGGCGCUGGGCGGCGGUGGCACGUUGGGAGUUGUGACCCCCGCGGCUGAAGAUGGAGCAACAGCCCCACGAGCUGCACCAUCACCAGGAGCAGCCGCCGCGUCCUCGCUCUCACACGGUCACCACCACCAGCAGCUCCUUCACGGUGAACUUCUCGUCCACUUCCAGCACCCUCGCCUACGACAGGGAGUUCCUGAAGACCUUGCCCGGGAUCCUCAUGGUGGCUGAGAUCGUGUUAGGAUUGCUAGUAUGGACCCUGAUUGCUGGAACAGAGUAUUUCUUGUAUCCUGUAUUUGGCUGGGUGAUGUUUGUGGCUGUAUUUUACUGGGUUCUUACACUCUUCUUUUUAAUCAUCUACAUGACAAUGACAUACACUAGGAUUCCCCAAGUUCCAUGGACCACUGUUGGUCUCUGUUUUAAUGGGAGUGCCUUUCUUUUAUACCUCAUUGCUGCCAUUGUAGAUGCAUGCGCAGUUACCAAAGAACUGGACAGCCACAACUAUAACAGCUGGGCAGCUUCUUCAUUCUUUGCCUUCGUUGUCGCUUCCUGCUAUGGUGGGAAUGCUUAUUUUAGCUUUGUGUCUUGGAGAUCACGGACCUUGCAAUAAAUAUUCUCGGUAGAGGAUAUGUGACAGAAUUUUUGGAGUGUUUAAAAAAAAAAAAAUGCAGGCAUGCCACCUGAUCCUACACAUUUUUACUCAGAAGUGAAUCUCAAUAGCUCAACUCAGACAUCAAGGCCAAACUACUGAUGCGUAUAUUGAACAUGCCACGGGCUCACACACUUCCUCCUCCCCUCCCUCUUUCAUCAUGCAAGUUGGUUGCUUCUUCCACUUCCUGCUUCGUGGUAACUGUAAUUAUGCUGUGACAUCCAACUCAAGCAACCUAUGACUAACAGAAACUAGAAAGCAGGGGAGAGGAUUGAUGCACUUGAGGGAGUGGAGAAGGCAGCACUGGAGUUUGCAGCAUAUUCCCAAUGUCCAAAUGAACUGAGCCAGAGUCCAGUGAGGUGUAAUUAUUUGCAGGAUUUCAACCUUAAUUUUUAUGGACAGUGUUUUGAAAGUGUGAUUAAAACAGAUUUAUUUAAAUCACGCUGGUUUUGUAGCAGGGAGCAAUUGUAUCUUGGUUUGAUAAAGUAUUAUGAGUCGAUGUUAUACUGUGUAUUGAUGAUGAUGAACAUUACAGUAUGUAUGCUUCUGUAACAAAAUUGUUAAUGCUUAUCACUGUGGUUUUUUACAUUGUAAAUGGAGUUAAAACUUCUGGAUUAAGUGGCAUUCAUCAGGCAUAAUUGAUUAAAUAUAAGCAAGAAUAAUUUAAAAUAUUUUUAUAUGAUUAGAAAUGCUUCUGUAUUUAGGAAAACUUUCCUGCUUAAGAGCCGCUGUACACAUUCCUGAAGAUUUAGAGAUCUGCAUUAAGUUUUCCAUGGAAUACUUUAAUGUAUCUCCUAAAUUAGCAUGAAGGAAAGUGUUUAGCCUCUGGUUAGCCAACAAAUAGAACACAAUCUUGCAAAUAGGUAUACAACCAACAUACCUAACUUUGCCAAAAGCCACCAUUACAAGCUUCUCUGAAGCUGUUAAAGUGGAAGCUGUCGAUGAAAAUGUCUGGAAAGUACAAAUAGAUACUGAAGUCUUUCACACAACCGGUCAGGCGGGCCGGGUCCAACUCACUUCCACCCACCACCCACCCACCCCGACAAUGAAGUAAAUGUUGCUGGGAGUGCAGACUGCGCUCCAAGAUGAUCCACAUUGCAUCAAGCAGCAUAGAUCUCUGGAGUCCCAGACAACAUGUCCCGGCCUCCAGAUAUCCCUCAGUGCACCACACAAUGAGCACUGAAGGAUUCCCCCAACAUACAGGUGCUCUAGGCACUCAUCUUUGUGUCUGCUUGUGCUGCAAGCUUCCCAGCAGAUACGCAAUCUCAGCAGCCAGGGUAAGGAUGCACUUGUGCCCUUAACCCUGGCUGACAGCUGGGCUACGGAGCCAGGUUUGGCAACAAGGCAGCACCAGGAUCUGUGUGGCUCCCAGCAGUUUUCACGAGCACCCAAGCCCAGCCCUAUUGUAAAUUCAGUGCCUCUAGUAUUUCCUAAGUGAUCUUGUAAAUAUCUUUCUUCAAAUAUGGGGCAAUAGACGAAUUAGUUUUCAAUAAUGAUACAUUCCAAUAUAGUUACAUCUAAACGAUGGAAACUUCAGUUGGUUUUUUAAACUGUGACUCACAUUCUGUGCUGCACAUAUGUUCAGCACUGCUCACACUGCUGUAUACAUCUCAAAGACCACCCACACUGCUGGAAUUUUGUGAUCGCAAUCAUCCAAUGCUAUAUCCCUUGGAAAUAAUGGACACUAGCCGGCCCUGCACAGAGCAUCUGUGCGCUCUUUGGGGCCGGCAGUUAUCUCUCCCCCGCUUCUGCCCCAGUCUCCGCUUCCGGGCCCAGCCUCCUCUCCUCCCCACCAGCACUUCUGCCCCCCAACUUUCUUCCCCCCCUCCUGGGCCUUGCCUCCGCGGCCGGGCUGGGCCCACUGCCUCUGGCCUUCAUGGCCAGGCCACUGCUGCAGCACCAAUCCUCCUGGGUGCGCCUCAGCCAAUCAGGUGCAUCCGCCGCCAAGCCAAUCAGCUGGGCGCUGGGAUGCACAUUACAAGGCACACCUAAGAGAAUUAAUAUAAUUGAUAAUGUCACGCAACUGCAGUUGCACAAUUUUAAGUUUCAGAGGAAGAUCUUAUUUCCACAACAGUGUGGGCUGUGCUUGAGACACAAGCAGCAGCAUGGGCAGUGCUGAACCGUCCCUGUUCUACUGCGUAGAAUGUGAGCCAAUAUUCUAAGCAGUUGAGUCUUGUUAGUAAAAUGACUUUAUGGAAGAAACAGAUCAUCCUCAGGAAUCUCAUUUUUUUGCACAUUUAUUUCAGACAUUUAAAAAUAUGUAGUUGCUAACAAGAGAAUUCUUCAGUUAUUUUGUCUGGUAAGAGCAUGUGUUAGAACAAGUUUAUUUUAAUUAACUGUUUAAAAUGUAAUGGUUUAAGGGUCAUAAAAAUAGCAAGCAAGCUAAUCUUUUAAAACGUGAAUGAUUUCCAACUUAAAAACUUGGAGCCAUGAUAUCCAUGUGAUACUUGUAUUUCCUGUAAACUCUUCUAUGUACAUGAAAAUGAAAACAUUUUUUUAAUUAUU
Messenger RNA from Hemicordylus capensis (graceful crag lizard), 3438 nucleotides. It is a transcript of the gene CMTM8, whose product is annotated as CKLF like MARVEL transmembrane domain containing 8. The coding region runs from base 340 to 894 and encodes 184 amino acids. Gene Ontology annotation, molecular function: structural constituent of myelin sheath. Gene Ontology annotation, biological process: myelination. The record is from RefSeq and is a predicted model, not a curated record. Gene Ontology annotation, cellular component: membrane. The transcript has 4 exons. NCBI's taxonomy places the organism in Eukaryota, Metazoa, Chordata, Lepidosauria, Squamata, Cordylidae.